This is a messenger RNA of Hemicordylus capensis (graceful crag lizard), 4015 nucleotides long. It is a transcript of the gene MAP3K11, whose product is annotated as mitogen-activated protein kinase kinase kinase 11. Gene Ontology annotation, molecular function: JUN kinase kinase kinase activity; protein binding; ATP binding. Gene Ontology annotation, cellular component: centrosome. Bases 1299 to 3878 code for a protein of 859 amino acids. The record is from RefSeq and is a predicted model, not a curated record. The transcript has 11 exons. Lineage: Eukaryota; Metazoa; Chordata; Lepidosauria; Squamata; Cordylidae. Gene Ontology annotation, biological process: microtubule-based process; protein phosphorylation; positive regulation of apoptotic process.
UCCCUCCCUGGCAGCAUCUCCAAGAUAGGGCUGAGAGAGAGAGAUUCCUGCCUGCAGCCUCGGAGAAGCCGCGGCCAGUCUGUGAAGACAAGACUGAGCUAGAUAGACCAAGGGUCUGACUCAGUAUAUGGCAGCUUCCUAUGAGAAGAUGGAAGGAUUAAUGCUCCCUCAGCCAAGGACCUGCUUACUGCUAGACUAAGCAAGCACGGACUUAUUCCAAAGGAGACCCGGAGAAGUCAGAAGCCUCUAGCGAUUCAGGAAGACGGUCGCCACAUUCCAGUUUCCAUGGAACUUGGAGGAGGAGGAGGAGAAGAGUCCUGUGCGCCUCGAAAGCUUGCGUCCUCCCAAGCUGACGCCCCUCUUCGCCCCGGAAAACGAGUAAACGACCACCACGCCAUGCCAACGAUUUGGAAUCUCCUCUGAGGGUUUGUUGUAACAUUGAGCUUCCCGCAAGGGAAACACCUCCCUGGGGCUGAGCCUUGGCUGCCUGCAACUGGAAGGCAAGCCUUCUCUUUUGUUCCACCCAGGCAGGCACGAGAGAGGGAGAGACCCGCCUCCCCCGAGGCAGGCCGAGGAAUUCAAACCCCUCCCCUGCCUGCCCUGCCUUCUCCGCCUCGCUCCGUCCGGCACUUCUGCCUGGGACGGGGCGAAGGUACAAGAACUUCGGGGCGACGCGCCAUCGGGCCGAACUGCUCUCGUCGACGGGACGGGCUCGCCGCUUGCCGACCUUCACCUGCCUUUCCUCCAAAGCCUGGCUCCUUGAAGCGGCCGUAGCAGGAGCGCCCUACUGACGGGAAUCCGGCGUCGCUUCGCCGGGAAACUUCGAAAGGAGCCCCCGGACGGGGUAGGGAAGCGCAGCGCAGCCGAACGUCGCUUCGGGAGCCCUCGAAGAAGGCGGCAGGCAAGGCUCCAGGAGGAGGAGGAGGAGGAGGUUGGGGGGCGCGAUCCCUGCCUCCGGCGCCGGGGUUCUCUCCUUGGAGGGGGCCGCCCUCGCCCUUUCCCACAAGGGAGGAAAUAAACUGCAAGAGGGCGGCUGGCUGGCCAUCCGACGGGGCGGUCGGUCUCCUGUCCCCUGGUGGAGGCGAUGUAGACGCUCUCACCCCGCAGGCGUGGAAAGGGGGCGAAACUCGAAGGCUUCCUCGACGGGAGGUGGCAGGAAAGUUAGCCCCCUGCCCUCUCUCUGCCGCCUCGGUCUCUCCCCCAAGCGCCCCAGCCUGCCCCCUUGGAAGGAACCGGGGAAGCCGUGUUGGCGACUUAAAAGUGGGGUUCCCCCCUCGGACCAAUGAGGCCCAGAGGAGAUGGAGCCCCUGAAAAGCAUGUUCCGGAAGGCCCCGCUGGUGGCCUGGGGGGCCGCCUCGCGGGGGGCCGGGGCCCCCACGGCCUAUGCCAACCCUGUCUGGACGGCACUGUUCGACUACGAGGCCGCCAGCAGCGACGAGCUGACCCUCCGGAAAGGGGACCUGGUGGAGGUCUUGUCGUGGGAUGCCGCCAUAUCCGGGGACGAAGGCUGGUGGGCCGGCAAGGUGAACGACCAAGUGGGCAUCUUCCCCUCCAAUUAUGUCUCACCCAAGUCGGGGGCGCCUGAGGGCCCCCCUGAGGCCGACUUCCGGGACCUGAGGCUGGAGGAGGUCAUCGGGGUGGGGGGCUUCGGAAAGGUCUACCGGGGCAGCUGGCGGGGGGAGCUGGUGGCGGUCAAGGCUGCCCGGCAGGACCCGGACGAGGACAUCAGCACGACGGCCGAGCGGGUGCGGCAGGAGGCACGGCUCUUCGCCAUGCUGCAGCACCCCAAUAUCAUCGCCCUGAAGGCCGUCUGCCUGCAGGAGCCCAACCUGUGCUUGGUCAUGGAGUACGCCGCCGGUGGGCCCCUCAGCCGCAUCCUGACCGGAUGCAGGAUCCCGCCCCACAUCCUCAUCAACUGGGCCGUGCAGAUCGCCCACGGGAUGCAGUACCUCCACUGCCAGGCCAUUGUGCCCGUCAUCCACCGGGACCUGAAGUCCAACAACAUCCUGCUCGCCGAAAGCAUGGACGACGGGGACGUGAGCAGCAAGACGCUGAAGAUCACGGAUUUUGGGCUGGCGCGGGAGUGGCACAAGACGACGAAAAUGAGCACGGCGGGGACCUACGCCUGGAUGGCGCCCGAGGUCAUCAAGAACUCGACCUUCUCCCGGGGCAGUGAUGUCUGGAGCUACGGGGUCCUUCUGUGGGAGCUUCUCACCGGGGAAGUCCCGUACCGAGGCAUUGACGGACUUGCUGUGGCCUAUGGCGUCGCCGUGAACAAGCUGACACUUCCUAUACCCUCCACCUGUCCAGAACCGUUUGCACACCUCAUGGCCGAGUGCUGGGAACAGGACCCUCAUCUGCGCCCCAGCUUUGCAUCCAUCCUGUCCCAGCUGACGGUGCUGGAGACGCAAGUUCUCCACGACAUGCCUCAAGAAUCCUUCCACUCCAUGCAGGACGACUGGAAGCUCGAAAUACAGGACAUGUUUGAUGAGCUGCGUGCCAAGGAGAAGGAGCUGCUGAGCCGCGAGGAGGAGCUGAAGCAGGCGGCCCUGAAGCAGAAGUCCCAGGAGGAGUUCCUGCGCCAGCGGGAGCAUGAGCUGGCGGAGUGGGAGCUGGAGGUCUUUGAGCGCGAGCUGAGCCUCCUCAUUCAGCAGAUGAACCGGGACCGCCCCCACGUCAAGAAGCGGAAGGGCACGUUCAAGAGGAACAAGCUGAAGGGCCGGGACGGCGAGAGGAUCAGCAUGCCUCUCGAUUUUAAGCACCGCAUCACCGUGCAGGCGUCCCCCGGGCUGGAUAAGAGGAAGGACAUCUUUGAGGUGGGGGCCGGAGGCUCCCCAACUUUCCCCCGGUUCCGAGCGAUCCAACUGGAGCCAAGUGGGAAUGAUCCGAAUUGGGGGCGCCAGUCCCCACGUCGCGGGGACGAGGCUUGGAAUGGGCGUACCAAGAGCCCCGGUUCCCCAAAACCAUGGGAUUGCAGUACACAGAAUGGCAGGAGAAGGUCGCGGCUGGAAGAGACUACCUCGAACACGGAGCCGGAAGGGACGGUCUCUCCUGCACAGAGCCAGCCCAGCCCGAACGGCAGCCUCCCGGUUGACUCCACAGAAACGGAGGACCCAGCACCGGAACGCCCCGGCGCUCACCGGCUCAUCCAGCGGGCCCUGCUCCGAGGCACCGCCUUGCUCGCCUCGCUCGGCUUGGGUCGCGAGCUGCCGCCCGUCCCUCAGGACCCCCCUCCGAGCAGCCCUCCGAGGGAGCCCCCCCCUGUCCUGCAGGUCGAGCUCUGCAAGGAAGACCCCCCCACGGAUCUCCUCAUCGACCUGGCCUCAGGGAGCGACAGGGAGACCCUGGCCCCUCUCUGGGCUCAGACGUCCCCCAAGAUCCCCAGGCUGGUGGAGAGCCGCAGCCACAAAGCCCAGAAAUGGGAUGGCACGCUCCCGUCUCCCUUGUCCCCUCGCAGCCCGCGGUCGCCUCACCCGGCGCCUCACUCCAGCCUCAUCUCCCGCCCCCGGCCGUCUCCGGUCCGCAGCCGCAUCGACCCCUGGAGUUUCGUGUCUUCCGGACCCCGCGCCUCGCCCGUCCAGUCCCCCCGGCUGGGGACACGCCUGUUCCAGCCAGCGGCUCCCGAAGGCAGCAAUCCUUUUGCCGUGCCCGACCCCGAUCCGUUCGCCUGCGGGGACUUCUCGGCCAGGAAAGAGCCCCCGGCGCCCGCACACCCCGACCCCUUUAUCGUUGCAUCCCGACUGCUUCCUCCGAGGCAGCUCAGCCCCGCUCCGUCGCCCCGCUGGACCUCCAGGCCACUCCCGCCCAAAGAGGAGAUGCCAGCCCCACCUUGGUGGUCAGCGGCCACGGUCCCUCGAGGAAGAGCCGCCCCGAAAUGAGCGGGAGCGAAAGAGGAAGUCCCGCCUUCCAGGUGCACCUUCUGUUCAGGAAGCUGGCCCUUGGCACGGUGCCUUCUCAACUGUGAUUGGACAGGAGGCUGCAAGCGCUGUGGAUGGCCGGGAACGCAGACUACUGU